AUUCUUUAUGAUUUCUGAAGAAUAUUAAAGAGAGAUGAUUGUUAGGAUCAGUGAAAUGAGAGCUUGGAACUGCUUUUUCACCAGCCAGGUCAUGCUAUGUAAAAGAAUGGAAUCCUCUAUGCAAAUGCACAGAAACCACUAUGCAAAUGCAUGGAAUCUUUUGCACAAACAAAUAGAAUCUCCUGCAUAACAAUCACUGGGGAAGACUGCUUGGAAGAGAGGGUGGGGUUGUGAUGUGCUUAACUCUCUGGCUUCCGUCUAAACCUUUCGAGUCAGGUUUCUCCCUCAUGGUUGCAAGGUCUCGUCCACUGAAACUCUGCUGACUUCAGAAUUAGGCACUUCCCAUAUUCAAAUCUUAUGGAACUGAAAGAAAUCGUAAGGAACCGAAGUCCUGGAUACCACACUCUCUAAUUGCUCGGAUAGUUCAGCCUUUACAAAAGUAGCUGUAAGUAUUAAAUACAGCUGGAAGGAGUAAAUCUGUUUGCCAGAACCUGGGAAUGGGCGACAGGGGAUGGCUCACUUGAUGAUUACCUGUUCUGUUCAUUCCCUCGGAAGCACCUAGCACUGGACACUGUCAGAAGACAGGAUACUGGGCUAGAUUGACCUUUGGUCUGCUCCAGUAUGGCCGUUCUUAUGUUCUUAUCUGCUGGUAAGAAAUGACCUAUAGCACUUAAAUAUUUGAUGGCAUUUUGAUGUUUUAAAUAUGCUAUAAGGGGCUAAAUUCUGGGGUACACUGGGGUAAAUCCAGAAUGGCUCCAAUUAUUCUGACACUGUUUUAUUGUCCUUGUGACAAAUUCAUUUGAUAUAGAAAUGUGCUUGGAUUUUCUUUUAGACUUUCUCCUGAGGUACUUCUAAGGCUUUUGGAUGGGGUGAGUGUGCAGAGGGAGAUGGCGGGGGUUAUUUGACAGAUGGUGUGAAAUCCUGGCCCCACGGCAGACAAUAGCAAAACUGCCACUGACUUAAACAGGGUCAGGAUUUCACCAGUGCUGUGUAUCUCUCAUCCCUCGAGAGCCCUUCUGUGUGGGAAACUCUUUCCAGAGCCUUGUGCAGCUGCAGCAGGAAGAGGAAGAAGAGGGAGCUGCAGGCAGGAGAGGACGGAGAGUCGCUGUCCUUUCAGCACCAUGGUGGGCCGCUACUACUCAGGCUAUUUGGCAGAUGAUGAAGAUCUUCAAGGAGCCCAGUUACAGAGAGACAAAUCGUCAAACAAGCCAACUGUCACCCAAGUGAGAAAAACACAUGACUGGAAAGCCCUGCUGAGACCAACUUCUCCCUGUGGAUCACCAGCUGUUAUGGCUUUUAGCACAUUUGAGAUUGACAAUAAAGUGGAGGAAAAAGGGAAGCAGGAUGAUCCCAUCUCUAAUGUCCACAGGGCUGCACAGGAUUUCUCCAAUUUUGUGGACUUCUUGGUCGACAUGGAUGCAUUGGACAGCCUCCAGCAAACCAUGGAAGAGGCAAUCCGGAAAAUAAGGGAAGUAAUAAUGGAGGAUGAAGAGGGUUUACUUGAUUUCAAAGAGGAUGUCAGUUCUAGUCCAGAAAGUGAGUCUUGGACCAUCUCCUGUCGAAAGCAGUGUGAUUGUUUCAGCUCAAGUCAUUAUCCCUCCACAUCCAGUUCAGAGGAAGACUGCAAGGAAUGUUUCAAAAGCAAGGCCGGGGAUAAGCUGGGCAGUGAAACCAAACUCCAGAAUCAGUGCAUGCUGGAUAAGUUUGUAGCUCAAGCCCCAAAGAAAGAAACAAGGAGGAGGACAGAAGAAGUGGCUGGGAUAGUCCACAAAAAGAGUGUUACAGAAAAAUCAGCUGAUUAUUAUUUCCGUCAAGAACACUUUCACAUUUGGGCACAACUGGCAGAGUCUUCUGUUGGCCUCCAUGGACAACGAGCUACAUCAGAUUUUUUCUCUAAGAUUAAGAAGAAAGAUAAGUCUCAGUUUGAGAAAGACUCAUCUUUUGAUACUAAACACAUUGAAAAAGAAAUCACAAAUGUCCAGAAACGACCCACUCCAUCUGAUACUGCUCUCUAUUAUCCUGGUCAGCAACCAUUUGAAACGCUUGAUUUCUUAGAAGAAAAUAAAUUAUUCUCUGCUCUUCAAGAUAUUGUAAAUCAGGCCAUUCUAGAAUUAUUGAAUACAACAAAGAAAGAUGGAUCCCCUUUAUUUAACAUGGCCGAUGACUCUGGCAUUACUGGUGAUUCCCAACCAUGUGGUGAUGAUUUGAAUGUAACAAGUCUCUAUGAAAAAAGUUCUUCACCUGGAAAAAUAGAUGAGUCGACUCAAACAGCUUCAGAAAAUGCAGAGAAGGGAAAGACAGAGGAGGAAAAGACAGAAGAGGGAAAGGAAUCCAAGUCAAAGACAGGAAAGAAGACAUUAAAAGAAUCUACACAAAAAUCAAAACAUAAACCACAGUCACUUCAUAAAUCCAAGCCAAAAUCACCACUUGAGAAACCUCCAUCCAAACCAAAAUAUGUGCCACCCCCACUCCCUAAAUCCAAGCCUAGGGCAGUAGAUGAGGCACCUCCACCCAAGGCAAAAUAUGUACCGCCCCCGCUCCCUAAAUCCAAGCCUAGGCCGCCAGUUGAGAAACCUCCUCCCAAACCAAAAUAUGAGCCACCCCCACUUCCUAAGCCUAAACCAAAGAAACCAGCGAUGGUAGAAGAGGAACUUUCAUUUUCCCAGUCUACUGGUCGUUUUCUUUCAAGACAUCAGUUUUACAGACAGAUUUUAAAAAAAGAUCUAUCAGGUGGACGCUUGAAAGGCAAGCUUUACAGAAGACAAGAGGAGAUUGUUGACUUUCUUGUUGAAAAUGCAGCCAGACAUGUAUUGUACAAGUAUAACUAUGAAAAGUCACUGUCAGAGAAACUUGGGUUUAUUUCAGUUCCUGUAACAAAGAUACUCCUUGAGAUAAUGUUUGGCUUUAAAAAAUUAAAGGGCAGCGGCAUAAGGUUAUCAUCACAGAUUGAUUGGGCCGAGGUAUAUCAGCAGGUACAUGCAAAAAGACCCGCUAAACCCCCAAAGCUUACUUCAAAGAGUGGUGACAAAAAAACCGCUCAUUCUAAACCAAAAAUGAUCACUGGCAAGGUAAAAUUAAUUGAGAAACCCAAUGAACAAAACAUCUCUUCUCUGCCAGAAAUAACUGAAAUAGUUCCUCUAAAAUUCCCCGAUGAUAUACCACAAAGUGGAGAGGAUUUGCAAGGUCUGGAUUCUGUGGAAGCCUUAAGACAAAUGUCAUUUUCUGGGAAGUCUAUCAUUCCCAUUGAUAGCCAGAGAAAAUUAUCUGCUGCUUUACUGGACACUGAGGGACAGAAUUCUAUAGAAUCUUCUAGGCAAUCCUUGUCUUCUCGAAGGGCUAGCAUCACCAGUGAGAGCAACAGAAAAUCACCGACAGUUUUAUCAGACACUGAAGCCCAGAAUUCUGUAGAACCUCUAUGGGAAGCCUCAUCUUCUAGAAGGACUAGCAUCACCAGGGAGAGCAGCCGAAAAUCUUCAACUGUUUUACUGGACACUGAAGGCCAGAAUUCUGUAGAACCUCUACGGCAAACCUCAUCUUCUCGAAGGACUAGUAUCAUGGAGGGGAGCAAUAGAAAAUCAUCGACUAUUUUACCGGACACUGAAGGCCAGAAUUCUGUAGAAUCUCUAAGGCAAUCCUCAUUUUCUCAAAGGACUAGCAUCACAGGGGACAGCAGCCGAAAAUCAUCAACUGUUCUCCCCAAAAUUUGAAA
Messenger RNA from Malaclemys terrapin pileata, 3709 nucleotides. It is a transcript of the gene CCDC116, whose product is annotated as coiled-coil domain containing 116. The transcript has 4 exons. Bases 1122 to 3707 code for a protein of 861 amino acids. The record is from RefSeq and is a predicted model, not a curated record. Gene Ontology annotation, cellular component: centrosome. Lineage: Eukaryota; Metazoa; Chordata; Testudines; Emydidae.